Aphidius gifuensis is the source of this 2865-nucleotide messenger RNA. RefSeq lists its product as uncharacterized. NCBI's taxonomy places the organism in Eukaryota, Metazoa, Arthropoda, Insecta, Hymenoptera, Braconidae. Bases 118 to 2400 code for a protein of 760 amino acids. The transcript has 4 exons. The record is from RefSeq and is a predicted model, not a curated record.
GCUCAUUUGUCAAUUAAUCGAAAAAUUUACAUGUUUAAAUAUAACCUUAACUAAUCAAAAUUAAUCUGCCUAAAUUAAUUCCAAAUCAUUUAAAAUUUUAGUUUAAUUUUUGUCAAUAUGGAGAGUGAUCCUUGUAAGAGUAAAAAAUGGAAAUGCAAUGAAGAUGAGCCACUUUGGCGAAUGUACAUGAAUUCUUAUUUAGAGAAUGAAAAAUUGUUGAUAAAAAAUGAUAAAUUUGAUCGUCGUAAAGCUGCUGAACUACCAAGACUACCUGCUUUAAAAACGAUAGAAACAAUUCAAGCAUCACAAACUUUAUUUCCACUCAAUACAUUCAAUAUUCAAGAUGAAAUAAAAUUUCCUGACCAUUUGAAUAAUAACAUUGAAAAUCUUAAAAUAUGGAAUAACAUAAAAUCCGAUCCCUUGAAUUUUUCGAAACAUGAUGAUUCAUCAAUAAAUAAAGCUAAAAUUGAAAAUCAUAAAUGGCCUUGUGAUGAGUAUAAUUAUCACGAAGAUAAACGUCAAUUUGAAAUUUUAAAAAAAAGAAAAGAAAAAUAUAUGUUACCCUGUCAAAAUGAUCCUAUCAUCCAGCUAGAUUUAAAUGAUAAUUUUUCUGAUAACAAAGAAUUAGGUCAUGCUAGAAUUCCAGUGACAUGUUUUAAAAAAGAUAAAUAUUAUUUAAUUGAUCGUUCAAUUGGUGAUAAGCCUGGUCUUGUUGAUGGUGAUUAUAUUGUCAUUGAAUUAUCAUCAGAUAAUGAUGAAAAACUUGUUUACAGUGAAGUUUGUUUACGUGGUUUAAAAGGCAUGCAUUUGAUGGAGCUAAAUAGACAACGUGAUAACACAUGGAAAUUUUGUUUCUAUCAAUGUAUUGUUGCUUUAUUAGCAAAGACACAACUCAGAUACAAACAUGCAACGAGUAUAAACAUUGAUUAUAUUUAUGAUCAUGCAUGGAUGAUUUUCAUUCACAUGGGUUGUAUAAAAAUAAAUAAAAAUAUUAAACUUGAUGAUAUUGUUGUUUAUAAUUAUAAAUAUAAAAUUGAACUUGAGCUAAUUGAUGAACUCAUUGAUGUACCAAUUAUUGAAAAUAUAAAUUCAAAUUAUAUGGAAAGUAAUUUUGUAAAUAUUAAAGAAAUAAAAAGACCAGAAUUGAUGAAAAUAAAUGAAACAAUUGGCUGGGAAAAAAUUAAAAUUAAUUAUCAUGGUAGUAUACAUGAUGAUACAAAAGAUAUUGAAUAUUGGCUUGAUACAAUAUCAAGUGAAUUAAAAAAUUUUAUAAUUAGAACAAAUAAAUUUUCAUUGGCAUGUUGGAAUGAUGGAAAUUUUUGGUAUUUAUAUAAUCCAUAUCGCUGUGAUAAAUUUGGCUAUUGGAAUGACAAUGGCUAUGCAUGUAUCAUGAAAUUUUGUACAAAAAAAAGUUUAAAUAGACACAUUGUUAUAAUUAUACUUCGUGCUUAUGCGUAUAAACAAUCAAGUGGUUUAAAAUUAUUUGAUAAAUUGAAUAAUCCAGUUGAAGGUAAAAAUUUUACAAUUCAAAUAUUUAAAAUUAUUUAUCAUUGUGUUAAAAUUCAUGAUUACCGUGUACUCCAACGUAAGCCAAAGAGAAAAGAAAUAAAUAUUCAAAAAAUAGAAAAUUGUUUGGUUAAAAAUAAUGAUAAUAUUGAGGAUAAAAAUUGGCUUGAAAUUUAUAAAAUAACAUGGAAUUUUAAUGUUAAAAAAAAUUCUGAUAAAUUAAAGUGGCAUAAUUUUAUGAUUGAAGAUGCUGGAAAAAUAUAUUCAUUGUUGUGUGAUAUACACCCGACGGAGACAAUAUUUCAUAUUGAAAAUCGUGGAAAACAAAUUCAUGCUUGUUAUAUUGUUUGUGCUGGUAUGAUUAAAAUAAUAUCACCAGAAUAUUGGAGCACUAAAACGUUAAAUACAAUAGUCAUGUGUGGAGAUAAAUAUUAUACGUCUUGUAAAUAUCAAAGUAGAGCUAAUGAUAAUAUAAAUAAUGAAAAAAUAAUAUUGUCAAGGUUUUUUAAAAUUGGAAAUAUACAUUUUGAGUAUAAUUAUUUGGACUCGAUAAAUGGAAAAUUGUAUACGAAUAAUUCAUUGUGGAAAUUGUUAGAUGAUUUAUUUAAAAAAUAUAAAUUUGCAAUUUUAACAUGUGAAAAUUAUUGUUUGGGUUUGUUUAAAUCAUGUGGUGCUUAUUAUAUGUUUGAUGUUAAAUCAAUUGGACCACCUUUAUUUGAUUAUGGGUAUGGUUUUGCUUAUCUUUUACGGACAACAUGUUUUGUUAAAUUUUUACAUGUGCUAAUAUUGACUAUUGGAUCGAAUGAGAAUAGUGAUUUUUUGUUGAAUCCAAUCGAUAUUUUGAAGACGGUUGAUUUAUCAUGUGGAAAAGUUAUUAAUGAUGAUGUGAUUUGAAUUAGCGAGGAGUAAAUAAAUUUUUUUUAAAUGUUAAUAAGAAAAUUAAUUGUUGAAUGAAUUUAGAAAACAAAUUUAUUGAUUAAGUUAUUUAAUAAAAAUAAUUUAAAUUAUAAAUAAAAAUUAUAGAUGAAUUGAUUUAAUCAGAAGAUUUAAAAUUAAAAAUACAAUAAAAAAAGAAAAUUAUUAAUCAACUGUUUUAAUGAGAAGAAAUUCAAUUAAAAAAAAUAAAAAGUUAUUGAUUAACUGGUAAAGAGAAUUAAAAUUAAAAUUACAUAAUUGUUUUUUUAAAAAUAAAAUAGAAGAAACGAUAUUGAAGCCGUAAAAAAAAUAUCAGAGCUUUGCAAAGGCAUCUUUACAUGAAUGUAAUUUAAAAAGUAAAUAUAAAAAAAAAAAAGAAAAGAAUUUAUAAAUGGAAUGAAAAUAAUAAAAAUAUAAACUUGGAAAUAAUAUUUUACAAAGAAA